Rattus norvegicus (Norway rat) is the source of this 968-nucleotide messenger RNA. The record is from RefSeq and is a predicted model, not a curated record. NCBI's taxonomy places the organism in Eukaryota, Metazoa, Chordata, Mammalia, Rodentia, Muridae.
ACAGAGGCACCAUGGUGACUGCACAGAUUCUGCUGCUCACUGUGGUUUUGACCUUGCCCUCUGUGGAGAAUUUAACCUUUAGGAAUCCUAAGUAUAGUGUCUCUCUUGACAAGGUGAGAGUGCUGGGCAGACUGAGUGUGUGAUCUGGGUUUUCAUGGCUUGGAUGACCCAGUGAUGUUGCUGAAAGAUUCAGAUGGACAUCGGAAAUAAGAGAUUCUGGAGAAGUUCAGCCUUCCUUCCAAACCGUGGCUGUGAUGAAUGGAGAUUUUCAUUGUGGCUGUAUGAUCUUUGUGGCCUUCUGGAAUCUCAGCCAAGACGGAGGCAAACAUACCCUAUGGUUAAAGCUGGUAUCCAGCUUCUAGGAAAAUGGUACAUAACCCGAUGGGCAGGAAACCUGCCUAUUCCUACAAAGAAGAAGUUUACUCCAUUGCCUCCCUUCGUUUUUGUCAAAAACGCUAUUGGCAAGCUGGAGUUUAGGAUGAACAUCUCAAAACCCAUUGGUUGUGUUCAGUUCACGAUAUAUAUGGAUCAAGAUAAAUAUAGUCCUAAUGUCUACUACAUCUGGCCAAAUUUCCCGGUCGUCUUUGGAUUCAUUGGUGGGACAGACUUUGCUAUUGCUGCCCAUGCAACCUCUGUCAACAUAGAAACAGAAAAGGUGACAAUGCUCAUGGGUCGAAACAUGUUCCCAAGGCCAACUGUGCUAUUGGAUUUUGAAGAUUUUGUAGAAAGCCUAGUACUGAACAAAACAGAUAUCAUCAACCCUGGAUGUGACGUUUCCUGUGAGUUGUUCAGACAAGCCUAGUGUGUGGAAGAAGUACCCCAGAGUGCACAGAUCUGUAUUCAGCGACUCCUUCACUCAUCCGCUGUCUCUGUAGAUAGAUGCCAGCUGCCACGAGAAGACAUGCCCAAAUCCUCCUUCCCCUCACCCCAAACCUCAGCUUUCAGUAAAGAUGGUAAAUAUUCCCUGA